AUGACGAUGCAUGUUUUUGAUAAAAAUAUCUCUGGAUACAACGGUGCUGCCGGUCCCUUUGAAGCUGUCGUAAAUAUGGGCUCAGCACAACCACCACAACGCAAAGGCAGAUUCUCCCAAUAUGCGCCGAACAAGCUGGUCGAGCUUCAACACAAAUUUGACGAGCUUGAAUCGCUAGACAUUUUUCAGCCCUCUGAAAACCUUGACAUAACCGUUGAAUACUUUAAUCCAUCAUUCCUCAUUAAGAAGCCAAGUGGAGCACACCGACUAGUCACUGCCUUUGCUGAUGUUGGUCGAUACAGCAAGCCACAACCAUCUCUAUUACCCGAUGUCGAUUCCACCCUCCGAACAAUCGCCAAAUGGAAGUACAUCGUAUCCGACCUUACCAACGCUUUCUAUCAGAUGCCACUUGCUAAAGGUUCCAUGAAGUACUGUGGCGUCGUGACUCCAUUCCGCGGCGUUCGAGUCUACACCCGAUCAGCUAUGGGCAUGCCAGGGUCAGAAACAGCCCUCAAGGAGCUCAUGUGUCGCAUACUCGGUGAUUGCCUAGAAGAUGGAAUCGCUGCAAAGCUUGCAAACGACUUGUACUGCGGUGCAGACACACCGGAGGAACUGCUCAUCAACUGGAAGAGGAUCCUAGACGCCCUCCAAAAGUGCAAUAUCAAGCUUUCUCCAUCCAAAACCAUUAUUUGCCCACGCAGUACCACCAUCUUAGGCUGGAUUUGGACACAGGGAUGCCUAUCCGCAAGCACCCACAGAAUUGCUACAAUGUCAUCGUGUCUGCCUCCCGAUACGGUACGGGGUCUUCGCUCUUUUAUAGGAGCCUACAAAGUCCUCGGACGUGUUGUACCACAGUGUGCACACAUCAUUGCACCAUUGGAAAGUGCCAUCGCAGGACAACAAUCAUGUGACAAGAUCAAGUGGUCAGAUACUCUGUCCCAACAAUUCAAGUUCGCUCAAUCCUCCCUGGCGAAUAACAAAUCUAUUACCCUUCCCAAACCAUCCGACAAACUAUGGAUAGUAACCGAUGGCUCUGUAACCAAAAGAGGAAUCGGAGCUACCCUUUACGUAUCACGCCAUCAAACCCUCCUCCUCGCAGGAUUUUUCAGUGCCAAGUUAAGAAAGCAUCAGGUGAACUGGCUGCCAUGUGAGAUUUAAGCAUUAAGCAUCGCUGCCGCCGUGAAGCAUUUUAGCCCUUUCAUAAUCCAAUCGCCUCACCCCGCUUGUAUCCUCACAGAUAGCAAGCCAUGUGUUCAAGCCAUCGAUAAACUGCGUCGAGGUGAAUUUUCAGCGAGCCCCCGUGUUACGUCAUUUUUAUCCAUCGUCAGCAGGUACCAAGCGGACAUACACCACCUCGCUGGCUCAGCGAAUGUUCUCUCGGAUUUCGCCAGUCGAAACGCACCAGAGUGCAGUGAACCGAAAUGCCAAAUUUGUAACUUCAUUUCAACCACAGAAGAUUCCGUAGUUCGAUCCACCUCCGUCCAAGACGUACACCACCUCCCCCGCUUACCUUUUACAACCCGAUCUGCCUGGAUCCAAAUACAAUCCGAGUGUCCCGACCUACGCAGAACACAUGCUCACCUGAAACAAGGAACACGUCCCUCUAAGAAAUUAACAAAUGUAAAGGAUGUUAAACGUUACCUAAAUUCCCUGUCCAUUGCCAAAGAUGGUUUAUUAGUGGUUCGUAGAACCGAUCCUUUAUCACCCUCCACCGAGUUGAUCGUAGUACCACGCUCCGUACUUGACGGUCUUGUAACAGCCUUACAUAUCAAACUCGACCACCCGUCAAAACACCAACUCCAACUGGUGAUGAGACGCAACUUCUUCGCACUUGACAUGCCAGCUGCCAUUGCUCAUGUGAGUGACACAUGUCACACGUGUGCCUCCCUGAAAAAGCUCCCACCUCAAGUUGUACAGCAUAGCACAGAAGAACCUCCCAAGGUCGUUGGAGUUUCAUUUGCCGCAGAUGUCUUAAAGCGGUGUAAACAAUAUCCACGACGAGAAAGCCAACACACUUCGUGAUGCUCUAGCUAAGUUAUGCAGCGAGCUGCAUCCCCUGGAAGGUCCACCGGCCAUCAUCAGAGUCGACCCCGCCCCCCGGUUUUGUUGCACUGCGAACCGACCCAACCCUUAAACGCCUCGGCUUAUCCCUAGAGAUCGGACGCGUUAAAAACACUAAUAAAAACCCAGUAGCAGAGAAGGCCAUCGCUGAACUCAAAGAAGAAAUCCUCCGCCAAGCACCCAAUGGUGGUCCAAUAUCGACUGUUACCCUUGCCAUCGCAACAUCUCGACUAAAUUCCCGCCUCCGGAGAGAAGGACUCUCGGCUCGCGAGCUGUGGACACAGCGAGAUCAGUUCACUCAUGAUCAACUUCCCAUAUGUGAUCGCAAAGUAAUCCAAGAGCAACAUCUACAACGAAAACAAAACCACCCGUAUAGUGAGAAAUCGAAAAACCGAAAUAGGAAUUCGUUUCCACCUCCUACAAUUAACGUCAGGGACUUGGUUUAUUUAGUCGCUGAGCGAGAUAAGACACAACCCCGCAGUAGAUACUUGGUCAUAUCUGUGGAAGACCCAUGGUGUGUCAUCAAGAAAUUUUCAGGUAAUCAACUGCGUGCUACAUCGUAUAAAGUUAAAACUACUGAUUGCUUGAUCGUCCCAAACCGGUCAAUAUCGAGUACACCGUAUCCCCAUUGUGACAGGGACAGUUCCGAUGAAGAAGUGUGUGAAGAAUGCCCAUAUCAGACAAGUAACGUUCCGCCCACGUUAACAACUCCAGCCGACAACAGCAUCUCGCCAACCACUACUCAGCGCCCUCAACGCAAACGCCAGUCUCCAGAUUAUUAUGGGUAUUAGAGAACAAAGUAUUACGUAAAUUGUUAUAUUGUAGUUAUACUAACAGUCAUCUUUCGUUGACACUAAGUUAAGAAGAAGAAGAUACCACGCCAUAAAUGGCAUAUUGAUAUUGUUUAUUUAACAGCAGUAAUUAUAUUGACAUUAUCAUAAACACCGGAACUUCCGGUUUAUCGCUAGUCACUCACGGACUGCUUGUACUUCGAAAAUACGAAUUGCUCUGUAAAAACAUAUAGUUUUAUCGUUCGUUAUUUGUGAGUCUUUCUUCUAUACUGGCGGUGCAACAUACGAACUGGCAUGUUAAUGGAGGCUAAUGCAGGAUUGACAGGAUAUCCUCUCUAAAGUUUUCACAGCCUGUGGAGAAACGUAGUAUUUCAAAACGCACGUAUUGUGCACAAACAUUGUGUGUAAAGGAAUAAUAUUCUGACAAUUAAAACUAUUCAGGCCUGCAAUAAAUUCAUGAACUGACAAACCACAACGGACAAGGGUUUAUCUUUUGUGAAAGCGCUGACAAUUUAUAGCAUAAUAUUAUUCCAGGUUAUUUGUUGACACAUGCACCCCCAUAAGUAACACAUUCAUAACUACAAGAAUAGCCAGGCUCCAUUUUUGUCAUGGAAUUGUUUAAACGAUAGAGACAUACGCAACAUUAGAAACGCACGCAAACAUGAUUUGCAAUGAAAAACACCUCUGAGUCUUCGCCCAUAAAAUGGGAAAGGCCAGACAGCCAUAUUAAAAGUUCACCAAACUGUUCAUCACUGAAAGAGGUUGCAGAUCGGGCAGAAACAAUAUGGCUGUUUCUAAUAAUGCGUUAACUGCGGAAAGAAAUUUGGAUGCUUGCUAUGAUGUGGAUAUCGAAUGGUCCGAUUAUCCAAAGAGACUGGAAAACGUAAUAAGAUUUUUGGUUGUUAACCUGAUAAAAUUCGUAGUUGACCUAUUAUUAAUUUGUUGAGUCAAAUGAACUAUUUGCACAGCUUUUAAAUAACACGAGUGCUUAAAACGUGUUUUAGGUAUGCGAAUUAUGGGCCAAGAGUAUGAAACAGCAAAAGACUACAAUAUUAAUUGGUCUAUUGUCAGUAGUUUCAUUUUGUCUUGGGCACUCGUGUGUUGAAGUGAAGUCUGCGUGGAACGAACCUUUGGUGAUUUGGACAGCAGUGGUGUUAAAAACAGGUUCGUCCGAUUUAUAUUUCUGAAAUACAUGUUAUAGGAAAUGUAUAGCAUCCGCCAUCACAUAUAUAUACUAUACAAAAAUGUAUACGCAUGUAUAUGUACAAUUUACCUUUCUUGCAUGUAUUCAAAAUUGGCCCUAAUUUUCACUAAGUCUUAUAAAUACACAAGGUUUACUGAUUUUGCAAACUUUAAAUUCAAUGCGACAUUUUAGCCUGCAUAAUCUCACGCCUAGACAAUGUUAAUAAUGCGCACUCUCACACAGAUUAUGUUCGACAGUUUUGUUUUCACUCAACUGUGCGCGAGCGACUUCUAAUACAAAGCAAUUUCAAAUAAAAGUAAGGUAUAACGACUUAAUAACAACAAAAAGACCAAUUAGCCCAUUGCAUGAGUGCAUGUAGAAUUGAAAUUAAAAAUCUUCCAUAUUAGCGGGUGGCAUUGCAUGUUGGGACUGAGCAACAACUAAAUAAUAAAAUUAAUUUAAAAAAAAUAUAUAUUUCAUUUAUUUCCUCUUCCUUGUUGUCAUCAGCUGCUGUAUAUCAUGGUUUCAUAUAGGAAAAAGGUUCUAGACAUUGACUUGCUGGUGAAUAAAAACCCCUACUUUAUGUCUAGACAUAUUGGCUCAUGCAUGUAUUAGUGUAUAUAUUGAUGUCAGGAUUUCUGGCAUCUCACUCGAUAGAACUUAAUAAUGUUGAAAGAUUUUUAAGAUUGAAAUGUAAAUGUUACUGAAUAUACAUUGUGUAAAUGUUACUGAAUAUACAUUUAUUAACCUAUCACCAGCAGCUGGUUGUUAGGCAUAACAAUUAAAAUUUGCCAUGGAUUUUCUCAUCUACAAAACCCUUCAACAUUAUUAAUGCAUGUGUUUUAAUCUAUUUCUUAAUCGAUAAUAUUCCAUAUAUAACUUCGCUUGAUACAAAAUAUAUCCGGCGAAAUUUCAUGAACACACUUGGUUUUCCUAUUUUCCCAAAAUAAUUUAGGGAUAGAAAUUUCAUAUAAGUGUACCGUUUCCAUAUAAGUGUAUUGCUACAUUAAUUAUUACUGCAAUGUAUAUAAAAGCAUAGAUUAGAUAUAAGUCCCCGUUUAAAUGGGACUGACUGCAACCACAGGCAGCCCAAUCUCGCAAGGGUCAGUAUAGACUUAUAUGUAGUAUAACUGUAUAUUAUAUUAAUGUAUAUAAUAUAGUAAAAAUAUGUCAUAAAAUAUAAAUUUUAAAAUGAAAUUGACUUGCCUAUUUGAUAGUGUGUGUUCUCCUUUUAUUCCUCCUUUGUUGGACUAAUAUUUUCCGAGACUUUCUACUCAAUGUUACUAGUAUACAUGAAACAUGAUAAAGGCUAACGAUUUCCGAUCGUCGAUACGACGGCACAGCACUUCGAAUCGAAAAUUCUCACACUCAAAUCGCUUUAUUCUCCAAAAAAAUUCGCCAGCAUGCAGAACAGAUGCAGUUCUUCGAAAAUACGGAGAUACUUCGGCGAGAUGUACAAGUUUUGGACCAUAUUUUAACAAUGGAAAUCAAAACCCAUUUUAUAUUGAACUUGCCCAGGCCGAAAAUUACUACGGCGAACGCCUGCGCAACUAGGCCUCCUUUACCAUUGGGAUUUACAGGGGGGGGGGAGCAGAUAUUCCCGGUAACAGCCAGCCAAUCGCAAGGGUGAUAGCGACUGUUUACAUUAUUUGAAAUUUGAUAUUCAAAAUAAAAACUCCUUCGAUCGGAUACUGUAUAAAACUCAAGACGUUGUCGAAGAAAGGAAAACUGAACGACGGAGAUUGUAGGAAUUUAAGGAAGAAGAAAUAUACAGCAGCUCUUUGUUGGAAAGCAUGGUAGAAUAUGAUACUUUAAUUCGAAAUAUGAUCUUUUAUAUAUUAGUGGCAUCAUCCCCCCCCUCUAAAUCCCAACAGUAAAGGAGGCCUGGUUGCGCAGGCGUUCGCCGUAGUAAUUUUCCGCCUGGGCAAGUUCAAUAUAAAAUGGGUUUUGAUUUCCAUUGUUAAAAUAUGGUCCAAAACUUGUACAUCUCGCCGAAGUAUCUCCGUAUUUUGGAAGAACUGCAUCUGUUCUACCAUGCUGGCAAACUUUUUUGGAGAAUAAAGCGAUUUGAGUGCGAGAAUUUUCGAUUCGAAGUGCCGUGCCGUCGUAUCGACGAUCGGGAAUAGUUAGCCUUUAUCAUGUUUCAUGUAUACUAGUAACAUCGAGUAGAAAGUCUCGGAAAAUAUUAGUCCAACAAAGGAGGAAUAAAAGGAGAACACACACUAUCAAAUAGGCUAGUCAAUUUCUUUUUAAAAUUUAUAUUUUAUGACAUAUUUUUACUAUAUUAUAUACAUUGAUAUAAUAUACAGUUAUACUACAUAUAAGUCUAUACUGACCCUUGCGAGAUUGGGCCGCCUGUGCUGCAACGAAGACAAACGGUGAAAAUUUCGUUUCCAUACGAUUUGGGAUUGAAUAUAAUAUCCAAUUUUUGAGCAUCCAGUGAAUGAUUCCAGCUAUCGACUAAUUUUAGAUCUAGACAAAAAAGACGAUCUAUCAUUAUAGCUCAACAGAGCAUCCUAAAAUUAGCAAAAUUUGGUAACUAAAUUGAAAUGUUGCAAAAAUACGAAAAAUAUAAAAAUACUAAUAAUAUAUAUAUAUAUUUAUUAUAUAAAAUAUAGUGCUUUAUAGAGAUUUCGAGCACUGAUAAAAGUGAUAAUCUCACAUGUGAAAAUUAUUGCUUUUCCAAUUAUCGCUUUUCUGUAAAAAUUAUCGCUUUUCAAAGACUGUGCUUUAUAUAAUAAACAGAAAAAUACAUGGGUGCGCGUGAAAUACCAGAUUUAUUUCGAGUGUUGGACAUGAUAUCACACGAGUGAGCGCAUUUUUGUAUUACGCGCGAAAAAUGUAAAUUUGCUAAUUUCAAAAAUUUGAUAAUUUCAAAGUGCUAUAUUUUCCGUAUUUUACAACAUUUCACAACCGAAAUUGGCAAUGUUACUAAUUUAAGGAUGUUUUUUUAAUGAUAGAUUUCGUCCUUCCUGUCUGGAUAAAAAAUUAGUCGAUAGCUGGAAUCAUCUAUCGCAGCACUGAAAAUAAUAAAUUUUGUCUGACUGAUGGUAAAAUUUUGAAAAAGAACCCAACGCGUGGAAGGUGUAAUCUUGAGUGCAUGGUUUUGCGUUGAAAACUUGAAAUGAAAAGUGAACGUUUCAAUUAUUUUUCAAAAUUAGUGAUUCAAUGAUUAAUACUAGCUAUAAACUAAAUUUUGAUCUAGACAAGAAGAACGAAAUCCACUGCCAUAGCUGGAAAAAGCAUCUUAAAAUGAGUAAAAUUGCAAAGUUUGGUUGCGAAUUGUUAUAAAAAGAGAAAAUAUAGCCCUGUGAAGUUCGCAAUUUUUUUAUGUAUUUGGAUAUGCGCGGGAAAAAACCAUUUUUAAGCUGAAAGUGGUUUUUUUCGCGCGCGUAAUACAAAUAUAUACAAAAUUUUCUAACUUCACAGGGCUAUAUUUUAUUCAUUUUACGACAUUUAGCAACCGAUCUUUGCAGUUUUACUCAUUCUAAGACGCUGUUUCUAGCUGUACGUGCUGUUGGAUGUUGUUCUUCUUGCCUUGAUCAAAAUUUAGUCUAUAGCUGGAAUCAACCCUUUGAAAAUUUGGGUUUUUUCAUACACUUCCUUACAUAGUUCACAAACAUGUGAACACAUCGGUCUGACCUGGGUUCCAUUCAGAUGCGCCGCAGUUUUAGCUGUACACGCAAAAUAAAUGUGCAUGCAGGUAGUUAAUUAAGAGUGUCAAUUUUCGACAUGUCUGGGCAUGCAAAAGAGUUCGAACAAUGAAUUUAGAUAACUUGUAUUAGUUUCGGCAUGGACAUGCAUGAAAAGCCCCACCUUUCACGAGCAAUUUAUAAUUACGGUAAAACAGCUGCAACAUCAAUGACGGACCUUCUCGUCUAUUUUAAUAAACAUGAAGAUAACAUUACAAAUGAUAAAAUCUGAAGAGUAAAGAAAAACCAAAAACAUAUUUAAACCGAUCAACAGGGCUGUUUGAGGUCAAUUUAAUAUGUUUAUCCUCGUUUCAUUCCAUUAUAUGAAAACAGGCUGUAAUAUGUAUAUUCGUAAUGCAGUAAUACAAUUUUGAGUAUAAAAUUUUGAAGCUCACCUGUGAAUAAAAUUAUGUCACUAAAAUAGAAAAACAAAUUAAACAUGCACAAUUACCGAUGUCAUGAUCAACAUCCAUGUGUCCUAUUUUUCUCAUAUUCAGGAAGAUGCAAGUCUGCAUUUCCCAGGUUUUUAGAGAUCCUUUUAGAAAAGGUUGAAGAAAAGCUGAAGAAUUUGCAGAGCAGACGACGCCAUAUGGUCCUUCCACACUGCACCUGGAGAAAUUCUCGCAACCAACGGUGGAAGAAUAUACGGCCUUUUCGAUGAACUGGUAUCCUUUUUUUCAACCAUGAACAUGUAUUCAUCGGCAAAAGGUCAGGUUCAGGACAAUCGAGAGUACCAAGAUUUCCUCAAGAUGUUCACGGGAAAAGCGAAAACAAGAGAAACAGGUGAGAGAGCAUAACUAUCUACUAACUUGCAUUAAAACUUAUAAUUAGGCAGACAAAAUUAUGAAAAAUUUUCAUAUUUCAACAAACAUUUGGCAUUAAAUGGGAAAAUUAAGUUGUUGUUUACUAAUAUAUUACUAUUUAUAUGUUGUUUUACUAUAUAUUACUAUGUGGUUUGCUAUUAAUAGUGUUUUAAAAAGGUUUCUAAAAAAGAUAAAUUCUGAAAUUACACUGAAAUACUUUCGCCUGCUUCCACUUUUAAAUAUGGAAUUUCCUUAAAAAUUCCUUGCCGAAGCCGGAGUUUUGACUGCCGGAGCCGGAGCUAAAUAGCCGGAGUUUGCGCAGCUCUACAACAAGGAAAGGGUGUCUGUAGUGUAAAUUCGUCUGACGUACAGUAUAAAAUGUAAUAUCCAAAAUCUGUGAUCUAUUUUUAGUUACAGGAAAUGCGAACUUUGACAUGAACCAAACGUCGUUCACAUUAUUGGGAUUUACUCAACCACAUUCAGCUUUGCCAAUCUUACAAGACGUAGAGAGCAAUGCCAAAGGGUUCACCUCACAAAUCUUGUGGUACUUUCCCAGACAUAUAUACAGCAAGUUUGCUGAUCUCCAACUCACAGAAGAGGAUGAACAGCUACUCAAUGAGACCGAAGAAAUACUUGGUAAUUCAUGUUGUCCAUGUUAUACAAAUAAUUCUACCGUUCUUUAAUUCUAUGCUGCAAAGGUUCAAUGGUUGUAUGAUUCCACCGAGUUCUAGGUUUUAUGGUUCUCUGUAGUUUUAUAUAGUUCGAUACAAUUUUAAAAAGAAUUUGCAAUUAGAACAUUUGUUAUUGUCAUGAUAUAGUUAACUUGUUGACAAGUCUAUAUGAAAGGGGUGAAAAAACGUAUACAUCAGAAGAUAUCGCAAAGGUAGUGGUCGUCAAUGUUCAAAGGAGAAAGUACAUCCUAUCUCAGGAAGCUCAGGAAACGUUUGCAGAUAUCCAUGAUAACUGGGAGAUGAAUAUUUGCAAAGCUUAUCAACAUGAUAUCCUUCUAAGUGGUAAGAAAUGUAUUGCAAUUAUAUAAAUAUGCAGUAGAGAUUAGAUUUCCUCUAUUUCGUAUUUUAUAAAAAUACAAAAAGAUACAAAUUCGUGGGGACAGCCACUUUCAAAUAAAUAAUAAAAAAGGUUGAGUUCAUUGUUUCACACAACAGCAGAAAAUUUAAAGUAGUACUUAAAAUCUUCAUUUUCGGAAUUAGUGCUCUAAGAUUGGUAUUUCUUUAGAAUAAUGAAUUGUUUGCGUUACAAUUCAAUUUCACAGGCUUGUUUGCAAGGGGAAACUCUCAUGUCAUAAGGCUGUCUGUUCCUAUGCAAAUAUUAUUGGACACAUUUGCAGACGAGACCAAUGAUGGACAUGGCCAUGGGCAUUCGGGUGAAGAUUUAAUGCCGACAGACGUUGAAACGUCUCCCGAAGACGUUGGAAUGCCUGCCGAAGACGUUGAAGCUCCUGCCGAAGAUUAUAAAGCGCCUUCCGAAGACGAUGAGACAUCCUCCAAAGACGAUCAAGAGCCUGCCGAAGAAGAUGACCAUGAAAACGUCACUGAAAUAAGCUCUAAAGCUCUACUUGUUUCCUAUUCCUUAGUUGACGUUUGUUUACGACAUGUUUGUGAGUAUAAAGUCUGUUUUAGCAGUAAUCUGUGUAAUUUUAUUAUGUACCUGUAAAAUGACAUGCGGAAUAUACUGUACAUAUGUUCUGUAUACCAUUAUUUGUUUGGAGUGAAUAAUGUUCUUUCCCUUCCAUAAUUCCAUUUAUGAGUCUGGUGAAAUUAUCUCAUCAUUUCCAGACUAUUUCAACAAUUCGGUUUAAAUAUAGUUGGAUAUAAAAGUUUAAUAAAUCUGGACGGUCUUAUGUAACCUUAAAAUUAAGUCGCAUUGUUUUAUCUCAAACACAACAGUUUUUGUAUAGGUAUAAAAUGUUUUGGUGCGAGGACUACAAAAUAAUGAUCAAGGAAAAUAUUAAGACCAAAUGCAAAGUGAAUAAGUAUGUAUAUUAUUACUCAACUUAAAAUUGUCCAGUCUGGAAGCUUAGUCGUUUGUGGCCUGUGACCAUGAAAUCGAUUGCGAUAUCACGCCUUACGUAAUCAAUUACCAAGCCUGUGUUCCUUUGACAAUGUUCCAUGCCAUUUUCCCCGGGGAUUAUGGGGUUGAACAUUAUUUGCGUAGACCACGCAAGACAACACACUGAUAAAAGUAACAUCACGAAUAUAAUUUUUUAUAUAUGUUCUUAUUUCAGGUUUGAUGAAUGGUAAAUCUCCAAACACCCAAGAAAAGGAACCUGACAAAGAAUUAGACAUCUCUAUGCCACAAUAUCCCUUGGCAGUUCCCGAGGAAGACCGAAAGGUCAUCAGAACCACACUCCUGACAAGCGGAAAUAUUGUUUCUUUAAGCCUACUUCUCCUUAAAACCAAAAUAAAGAAACGAAGCACAGAAACCGCGGCUGCAGUUGGAAAACGCCUUUUUUCAUAUUUGGCCGAGAUGGAUCUUGCAGAAAAACGGCAAUAUCAUAUUAGGCGAAACAAAUCAACCGUAAGUAUAUACAUCACACUUUUGCAAUAAAUAAUUUGGUUGCAUGCGAACCCAUCUCUGUGCAUUUUUAGUUUAGGUUUGAUUUUAUCGCUUUACAAAACAUUUAUUUUCAAAAUUACUAAGCCAUUUGAAACACUCGCAAUCCGUCCUUUAUCAGAUAUAAAACAAUCGAGCGCGCUCUUGUGUUUUAUAUCUGAUAAACUAGUCCUGCUCGUGUUUUAAAUAGUACAUAACUUCAGUAAGGAAGGAUCCUUCCACAAAUCCAACGAUAGUCAGAUAAUAAUAUAAGUACUAUUUAAAACACGAGCAGCACGGACUGCGAUUGCUUUAAAUGGCUUAAAAAACGACCUAUCUGAUGAGUUCAUUCGCGAUGUGAUUUUAAAAAUAAAGUUCCCUAAGCCGAGAAAAUCAAAGCUAAAGUUUAUGUAAAUAAACAUGAUUUUUUAUCACAUAUUAAACCACCGAGACGGUAGUGAUUUUGUCUCUUCCUCAUGAAUUAUUAAUCAGUUUUCUUUUUAAUAAUAAUAAUAAAAUUUAAAUUAAUCCUAUUUAGAAAGCACGCAAAAGCAAUUAAAAUUAAAAUAAUGAACAGUAAUAAAGAUGAAUUUUUUUCAGUCGUUGUAAUUGCUAUGGGUAUUUCUAACUUCACUUCUUUCGAUUUAUAGGUGCAGUUCCUUCUCAAAACGCCAGUCCCGGUUGAGAUCCUUCCAAAAAUGAGCUUUGCUCAAACUCUAGCCAAACAUGGCAUUUCAUUACGAGAAUAUCAGAUGUCUCUGGAACUUGAGAAUAAAGAAAGGUGAGCAUGAUUUAAUUAUUCUCUCCAGAGAAUACGCGCUCUAUCUUUUUCUUCCGAACCGCCCGCAAGACAUUAACUUCGCAUUCGGGCACGUUAAGACAUUUUUCGCUAAAAACGAUCACUUGAAAAAAGACCAAAAUCAACUAUUUUUUGUUUAAUUUAAAUCAGAUAAGGUGGUCAUUGAUCUAAAAGUGCAUAAACCAAAUGAAUCAUAAACGUCGGGUAACAGAUAAAAAAUGUAUCAUUUCUUUAAAGGUAUAUGACCAUAAAAUUAACUUUCUCUUAUUUGAAAGAACUUUUAAAGUUAUAAAUGAAGACCCUUUACAAUCUUUUCGUACCUUACUUGGUUUUCGAAAUAUUUUGAAGAAACCAGUGUGUAAUCCGCCAUCGUGGUAAUUAGAUAAUCAUAAUUGACUUAACUGAGUUUUUACGACGUCACAAGCAGGGUGAACUUGCUAAAACUUCUUCAUUUGGGACUAAAUUUCUUCGAAAGGUUUUUUAAAAUGUUGAGCGUUAAUUGAGUAAUAAAAAGACUUAGAAAAAUCGAGUUUCAUACUGAUAAUAACAUGUGGUUUGCAAAAUUGGAAUAAAACUUUUUAACUAUUUGUGACAUAUGCAUAUCGAGUGCAUAUCCAAGAUGGCGAAAUGCACGCUGCUUUUGAUGAAAAUAAAUCAAUUUCUUUGGAAACCCAUGCAAGCAAGUUAUUUUAUAUAUAAUUUUAAAUGUUCUAUAUAUAUUUUUCCUUAAAUUUUAUAUACAAGGCAGUUUAUAUACAUUUUUAAAUGUUCUUUCAAAUAAGAGAAACUUAAUUUAUAUUGCUAUAUCCCUUUAUAAAUAAAAAAUAAAUUCUCAUAAAUUUAAAAUUAUGGCGAAAUGGGAUAAUGAUUAAUGGUGUAUUGUUGCACUUAUCUCAAUUUUUUCAAUAUAGCGAAGACCAUCUAAAACAAUGGAACCCCAGAAAAGAGGCAUAUGACAACACGUCACCAGAUAUGGCAACCCCACCCAAGAGGCAAGAACAACAAGACAACGAUCUCAAUGAUGACGAAGACGUUAACACUCAACCUAAUAAAUUGCCACAAAAUGAGUAG
Paramuricea clavata is the source of this 12953-nucleotide messenger RNA. Lineage: Eukaryota; Metazoa; Cnidaria; Anthozoa; Malacalcyonacea; Plexauridae. The record is from the annotation of a GenBank genome assembly.